AUGGACGCAUCUUCUGCUGAUAUCCAAACUACCAUCGCCCCUUACACCCAAAAACCAUACUGCACUCGUCUCCUCGUCACUCCUCAAGAGCUCGACGGCGUCAUUAGCGAAGCUAUCAAAGCUCAGAAGGUAUGGCACAAGGUAUCUUUAGACGAAAGGAUCGCUAUCGCUGAACGAUGGCUGGUAACUCGACAUCUGAUCAAGAUUGCUAAGAAAUGUCUUGAACCUAUCCCUCAGACGGACACCGAUACGGAGGUACAUAAACGUACUAUCCUCAAACAACCUCUAGGGGUUAUAGCCGUCAUAACCCCCUGGAACUAUCCUCAUUUAUGUACAGUCAAUUCUGUAUUACCCGCUAUCCUCUCCGGCAACGCCGUAAUAAUCAAACCCGCCCCUCAAACUCCAGUCCCGGCCGAACGGGUCCUCUCCACCAUGUUAUCAGCCGGUCUUCCCCCGAAUGUACUCCAAGUUGUCCAUUUGUCACAAGAAACCACCCUGAAGUAUCUAUGUACCGACCCGAGAGUGGAACUAGUGGCAUUUACCGGGAGCGUGGCUGGAGGAAGGGCGGUCCAACAGGCUGCUGCGGGUGGGAAAGGGUUCAAAGCUGUUAAUCUGGAGCUUGGAGGGAAAGAUCCAGCUUAUGUGAGACAUGAUGUUGACGUUGCUUGGACGGCGGAACAGCUUGUGGAUGGCGCAAUGUUCAAUUCUGGACAAUCAUGUUGCGCCGUAGAAAGAAUAUACGUUCAUUCGUCUGUCUACCAAGAAUUCGUGGAUAAGUUUGUGGAAGUUGCCAAGGGAUACAAAGUUGGUGAUCCAUUAGAUCCAGAGACGACAUUAGGACCGGUCGUAUCUCUGGCGGCUGCAGAGAGGAUUCGGAAACAAGUCAAAGAUGCUGUCGCCGCCGGGGCACAGUUAGUACUGGACGAAUCUCAUUUUUCCGCUGCCAAAGAAGGUACAACUCUUGUUGGUCCACAAGUGCUCAUCAAUGUCGAUCAUUCUAUGGAGAUAAUGAUGGAAGAAACUUUCGGACCUGUUGUAGGGAUCAUGAAGGUUGAAAGUGAUGAAGAAGCUUUAGGAUUGAUGAAUGAUUCUCCUUAUGGUCUGACCGCAUCCAUUUGGACAUCUCCCACUGACCCUACCUCCCUCUCCGCGUUCCAACAACUAUCCGAAGAACUAGAAUGCGGUACUGUUUAUCUUAACAGAUGUGACGCUCUCGAUCCUGCAUUACCAUGGAGUGGAUGGAAAGAUUCAGGAAGAGGUAUCAGUCUUUCUACUUUUGGUUAUGAUCAUGUCACUAGGACUAAAGCUAUCAUGAUGCGUGUUAAACUUUAG
Molecule: messenger RNA, 1332 nt
Organism: Tremella mesenterica DSM 1558
Lineage: Eukaryota; Fungi; Basidiomycota; Tremellomycetes; Tremellales; Tremellaceae
Exons: 8
Coding region: 1-1332 (443 amino acids)
Molecular function (GO): aldehyde dehydrogenase (NAD+) activity
Source: RefSeq, a predicted model, not a curated record